ACCUGUUUUAUCAAAGUGUAACUUCUCAAACCUCAAAAGUUUAAAGCUUUGUUGUCAAUGGCGCGAGGCUUCUUGAUUUCUACACAAACCAAAAAUUCUUCACAUUUUCUUCUAAACUCCAUUUCUGAAACUUCAAGAUUAACUAAAUUACUCUGUUACCCUUCUUCAUCAUCUCUCCGUUUCUCUCUUUCACCUCCUCCUUGUCCUCCUCGGUUUCUGUGCAGUUGUUGCAGUCACCUCCAAGAAAAUGGCACAAUUGACAUGUCAGUACAAUCAGAGGCAUUUGCAAAGCGUAUGGCUAUGGUGGGUCUCAAACCCCAUCAUCGUAUUGUUCUGGGCGUUUCUGGUGGCCCUGAUAGCAUGGCCCUCUGUGUCUUAACUGCUGCAUGGAAAACCAAUAACCUUGGUAAUGCUGCUCAAAAGAAUGAGUUUGUUGACGGGCUUUUAGCAGUGGUAGUUGAUCAUGGACUUCGUGCUGAGAGUAAAGAUGAGGCUCACCUUGUUCAUCGUCGAGUCACAAGCAUGGGAAUCAAAUGUGAGAUUGCUUGCUGUGAAUGGUCAGAAGGCAAGCCAAAGCAGGGUCACUUGCAAGAAGCUGCUCGCCAGAAGAGGUAUGAAAUUCUCCAAAGUGCUUGCAUCCGGCAUCAGAUUGGUGUGUUGAUGACUGCACACCAUGCAGAUGACCAGGCGGAACUAUUCAUUCUUAGGUUAUCUCGAAAUAGUGGCGUGCUUGGACUCGCUGGAAUGGCAUCUGUUUCCGAGCUGUUUUUUACAUGUCCAGAUUUAAGUGCUGAAGCGAGUAGCAAUGGACUUUUGUUGGUGAGACCUCUCCUGGAGUUACCUAAAGAAGAUAUGUACAAGAUAUGUCUAGCUGCCAAUCAAGAAUGGGUCGAAGAUCCCACGAACAGAAGUGCAUUAUUUGCUCGUAAUAGAAUUCGGAUGAUAUUGACUGAUUUGGCAUCACCUAUCUUUAGAUCCGAGUUGCAAGCACUUAUCGCUGCUUGUCGGAGAACAAGGUUGCAUGUUGACAAAAUUUGUUCCAACUUGAUGCAUCAAGCUGUGACUAUCAUGCCUGAAGGGUAUGCGGUGAUUGAUUUAGGAAUCCUCUGUCCUUCAGAAUUAAAGGACAUAGUCCUCUCCAAGUUUAUUGCUUUGUUACUGCAGUUUGUUUCACAAAAGCAAAGGCCUGUCAGAGGCAGUGCAUCAAAAUUGUUAUUGGACUACAUUCGGACUUCCCCAUGCAAGACUGCUGUUACUGCAUCCAGUUGUUACCUUUGUCCUGCUCCUGGCUCCAAAGGCACUAAAGUAUUGAUUUGCUGCUCUACUGAUGCUGAGUUGACGCUAGAGUUGCUAAAUCCAUACUCGUCCGAAGGAUAUAACAGCACUAUCUCAAAAGAGGUAGAGCAAAUUGUAGCAAAUGGGAGGUCAUACUCAGAUCAGUGCCCUCAAAGUAUGCUAGGAGUGCAAUUUUUUAACCUAACAUCUUCCGAUUCCGUUUUAGCUGAAGCCAAAAAGGAAGGCAUUCUUAGUGAAUCUACCUACAAGAGCAUUAUUUCUCUGCAAAGAGAGGAAAGCAAUAAUUUCAAGUCCAAAACUAAUAUUGCGCUCAAAAACAAGGUGGAACACAAAGUAGAAUACACAGCUUCUGCUCCAAGCAAAGUACUCCAUCCUGAAAAAGUUGGGUACUUCAUGAACAGAUUUAUAGUGAAGUGGUAUCUGUGCAAGCAAAAGACUUACACUUCAUAUUUCAUGAAUAAUUGUAAUCAACUCCUAGAUUUUGGAGAAGAAAUAGGUAACUUUUGCAAUUCUUGUGUUCUUGGCCAUGAUCAAAUGGUCAGGGUCCGUUACAUGAUUGAUGCUGAUUGGUUGUACCUAGCAACGUUAUCAAAAAGAGAGGAUAGAAGCACUGUUCAUGAAGAACGUUCCCUUUCAGUGGAGUCACAAGUAAUCAACGAUAUAAACUUGUGUUCUGCUUGUACAAAAAAAUCAGCUGAAAGAGCUCUCGUCUUAUUGAAGUCCAUUCCUGUUGCCGCAAGAAGAGCUUUACCGGUCUUGGUCAAUGUGGAUGGAGUGUUGCUAAGCAUACCAAGCGUGGGUUUCCAGCACUGUCCUUGCUUGGUGGCAUCCGCUAUAUUUAAGCCAAAAGUCCCACUCGGUGGAGGUUACAAUUCAUUCCUCUAGCUGGUUUACAAUGUAAACUUGUUCAUGUAUCAUUAUUAGUUGAGCUGACCUUCUGAUGUUUCCGAAGAGGGGGCAAAUCUCUGCUGAAUGGAGGUUAUAAUAUAUUCCUCUGGUUGGUUUACAAUGUCAACUUGGUUCUUGUACCAUGUUGCUUGUAUCGUUAGUGUGUUACCAGAGGGUGGAAAGCCUCUUCUGAAUGGACAUUAGUAUUCAUUUUUCGAGUUGGUAGCCAAUGUAAAUUUGGUCCAUGUACCAUUGGUGGAUAGAGGAUACAAUUCAUUCCUCUAGUUAGUUUAUAAUGUUAACAUGGUUCAUUUAUCAUUAGUAA
This is a messenger RNA of Solanum pennellii, 2509 nucleotides long. RefSeq lists its product as uncharacterized. Gene Ontology annotation, molecular function: ligase activity, forming carbon-nitrogen bonds; ATP binding. Bases 58 to 2181 code for a protein of 707 amino acids. The record is from RefSeq and is a predicted model, not a curated record. NCBI's taxonomy places the organism in Eukaryota, Viridiplantae, Streptophyta, Magnoliopsida, Solanales, Solanaceae. Gene Ontology annotation, biological process: tRNA processing. The transcript is spliced from 11 exons.